This is a messenger RNA of Mercurialis annua (annual mercury), 1494 nucleotides long. RefSeq lists its product as uncharacterized. The coding region runs from base 58 to 1317 and encodes 419 amino acids. The record is from RefSeq and is a predicted model, not a curated record. The transcript is spliced from 4 exons. NCBI's taxonomy places the organism in Eukaryota, Viridiplantae, Streptophyta, Magnoliopsida, Malpighiales, Euphorbiaceae. Gene Ontology annotation, molecular function: RNA binding.
CACAGAGCAACACUGGACUGGAGCAAAAACCAAACAGUUGAAGAGAUAGAGCGAGCCAUGGUGAGCAACUCAACAUCUCUGCUCACAAUCUCUACGCACAAUUCAAUUUCUUCUCCUCUUCUGUUCCCAAAUGAACCUCUUCUCAAACACUCCUCACUCCCAUCUCUCCGUUUCAAAAACGACACCGGUUUCAAUUCUCACCAUCUCUUACCCAAACGAUGCAAUCUUUUCUCUCUUCCCGCCCUCAAAAAAUCCCCCACAAAAAAUUCCACUGCUACCCUCGUGGAAAUGAGCGACUUGGACGACGAUUUUGACGAUGAACUUGACGCUUUUGAUGACGAUUUCGUUGACGACGGCGACGGCGAUGAUGAAGAAGAAGGGGCAUUUUUGCCAUUAGGUAAAAUGCAAAAAUGGCUGGAGAAUAAACCAAGUGGGUUCGGUGUUGGGAAAGUGUACGAUACGCCCAUUGAAGAUAAACUGCUUGAAGAAAUUGAACAGAGUAGAAAAGCUCAAGCUGUUAAUUUAGAUAACCUUAAGAAUAAAGCUGUGCCCAAGAAUCAAAAUCAAAGCAAUAAAGUGGUUGAAGUGGUUGAUUCGAGCGGUGUUCUUGUGCGGGUUUUGAAUCUGCCGAAGAAAAAGAAUGUUCAUAGAGAUUUGCAGUUGGCGUUCAAGGAUGUUUAUGGUGUUGUUAAGAUAGUCCCGGCUGUUACUGGGAAUAAGAAGACCAAGGACCCGGUUUGCAAGGGUUUUGCUUUUGUUGAUUUCAAAUCUGAGGAGGAUGCUAAUAGGUUUGUGCAACAAUUUUCAGGACAAAGUAUAUUAUUCGGCAAAAUUCAAAAGCAGAUAAAAUGUGUAACGGAAAAAUCACACUCUUCCAAAUCUUCUGAUGAUAAAUCAGCAGGCAGCUUCAGCUCUGGUUCAAAAUUGACAGUACUUGCUUCAGAAGAAGACACAAAUGCUAAUUUUAAUAUCGAUAAUUCAUCCGUUGAAGAAACUUCAUCUGAUGUACCUGAUACAGAUGAAAUCAGUACAACAAAAUUUGAAGAUGUAACUGAUAGUGUCGAAUCUUUGAGCAUAUCAGAGGUGGAUAAUGAUGAUAGCAUGCAACCUGAAAGUGGUUCAUUAUCCCAGACGAAACAAAAUAAACGACAAGCUACUGAGAAAAAGACCACUGUGAAAGAUAAAAAAGAAAAGGUUCCGAAGAAGAAAAUUCCGGGAUCUGCAAAGAGGUUAAUGAUGAAGGAGAAAGCUGUGCUGACUGAUGUAUUCAGUAAAUACGGAUCACAAUCUGUUCCGGCAUCAGUCGAAAAGAGCUAAUGCAUAACAUAGAUUUGAACUGUUAUGAAACAUUAGACUAGCUUUUGCAUGGAAUCCAAAACAUGUAACAGAAAAUUAGUGUUUAGUAAAACAAUAGAACAUGAUUAUGAGCAUUUCUUGAUAGGGUCUGACUGUUGUAAUCUCCAUAUUUUCAAUUACCAAAUACUGAUUCCUCUA